This is a messenger RNA of Laccaria bicolor S238N-H82, 1863 nucleotides long. RefSeq lists its product as uncharacterized. The record is from RefSeq and is a predicted model, not a curated record. The transcript is spliced from 8 exons. Lineage: Eukaryota; Fungi; Basidiomycota; Agaricomycetes; Agaricales; Hydnangiaceae. The coding region runs from base 1 to 1863 and encodes 620 amino acids.
AUGCUUCUAAUUGACCUAGUUGAGCAGCUCAAAGGUCAUGCAGUGCUUCAAGAGAUCUUCCUCAGUGCCCUUAUGACAUUUGCACAACUUACAUCUCAUCUUAAGUGUGAUGUUCUCCAGCCACAAAGCAUCUGUCAAAGUGACCCUGAACACGCACCUGAUAAGCUUCCCGCCAGCAUCUCUAGUUUCCUCAGCGACACACUUCUUCUCAAGGACUAUAUCUGGAACAUGCCUACUACAGCACUUUCUAGCAAGGACUAUACACUGUUCAAAGAGCAUGGAUGGGUUUAUGGCAUUAGUAAUAUGGUGCCUGACCAGAAUCUUGCAGUGGCGCUGACUCUAUACCUGCCUAAUAUUGUAUGCACCAACCCUGACUGCACAAAUAUUGUUCCCUUGAAGAAAGAGGAGCAACGCAAAGUGAUCGUUUAUACUUUAUCAAAUGGUGUCCAACCCGCAUGGAAUGUACAUGUAUAUUGUCUGAGUACAUUACGUGGAAGUGAAGGUAGUGAGAAUGUGGAUUUCGCAAAUGCUUCUCAGAUGUACUCAAGGUUUUCGGCUACCAAUGCUGCUCGGCUUUAUGAUCUGGCCCUGUCAGAGAAUCUUACAUACCUUGAUGGAUGGUCACUUGGCGGCCAGCUUACAACAAAGCAUAUAUGGGAUGGUUUUAGUUUAGUGUCUUUGCUUGAUGACCAUCAAACACAAGGAACACUCCUUCAUGUACCUCACACAGGCUCUCAGAGUGACCACUUCAAGACUGCAAUGGAGGAAAGAAAUAAGCAGAUUAUUAUGGAAGGACAGCCUGAUGCUGUUCAUCAUACCUGCAAAAAAUGCAUGCGCAUUUACAAAAUGGAGGAUGGGGAAUUCAGGUUAACAGAAUUAAUCAAUCAACAGGGAAAGUUCAGGCCAUUGUUGCAGAUGGCAUCAGUAUUGGCUGCCCCUGCUGUGGAAUCUUUCGAUGCACUGAGCCACUUCAAAACAACCAACACCGAUUUUGUGCCACACAUUUCGGCCAUCAUAAUAUUUGCGCUAUUGAUGGCUAAAUUGAGGACAUGUGCAGACCCUAUUCACCAAGAGAUCGAGAGAAAGAAGAAGGCAUGCAGAAAUGCUGCAUUUGUUCUGAAGGACCAUUGGAAAAAUGCCCAAGUGCUUUAUGGUGAAGAAACUCCAGUUGCUGUGACUGGGGAGCACAUAGAUGUUGAGGAUGAAGUUGAAUGGUUUGAGGUAAAUGGCAUGGCAGUUGAAAUCUUUAACAAGCAGAACCCUGGAUCAGUCGGCGUCGUUGAGGAUCUUGAUCCUUGCUCAACAAAAUCAUUGGACGGCAACCGCAAACUCAAAACGCAGCUCUCGAGAAGGAGAACACACAAUGAAGAGACCCUUGUGCGACCCUGUGGCAUAAUAUUUGCGCACACAACCAUGUUUGGAGCAGAAGCUGUGUCAAAUUUUCUGAUAAUGCUCAAGAACACAUUUUCCAUCCCAGGAGCAAGCAAGCCUGAACACAUAUUUUACAAUACAAAUUGUGAUGCAAAACAACAGGCAGACACAUCAGGUGAUCCAUGGUUUCAAGACGUGGGCAUGUGCGUUGACAUCUGGCAUUUCCUGAACAAACACAAGGUGACACAUGAGUUCUGCCAACUAAAUUGCAACCCAGCAAUGUACCCUGAGCUACAGGAUGAUGACGGGAACUGGUUUUUCAACACGUCGGUUGCAGGGCAGACAAAUACAUGGCUUGGCGGAUACAGCUCAAUCAUCAGAGAGAUGCUCCCUGACAAGUAUGAUUUUUUCCUUGACGAAAUGAUCAGGCUCCAUAAUGCCGAAGUGCUCCAGAGGUUGGAGAAGGAGGGACACUGCCCUCGUAUUUUGUAA